AUGCCCAAGCGCAGCUGGGUGGUGAUCUCGGCCCUCCUGGUUGGCUUUUGCGCCCUCGUCGUGGCUCUCGACUCGAUCCGCUCCAGCUUCUACAUCUUCGACAACAAAGCCAUCUACAAGAUCGCAUCCACCGCGGUCGCAAACCACCCAGGCAAUGCCACAGCCAUCUUCGACGACAUCCUGGACAACCUCCGUGCCGACCCCAAGCUGGCGCCUUACAUCAACAAGAAACACUUCAGCGUCGAGUCGGAAUGGAUGUUCAACAACGCCGGUGGUGCGAUGGGUAGCAUGUACAUCAUACACGCAUCCGUCACCGAGUACCUCAUCUUCUUCGGUACUCCCGUCGGCACCGAGGGUCACACCGGUCGUCACACCGCCGACGACUACUUCAACAUCCUCACCGGAAACCAGUACGCCUUCCCGGCCGGUGCGCUCAAGGCAGAGCACUACCCCGCUGGAUCGGUCCACCACCUUCGCCGCGGAACCGUCAAACAGUACAUGAUGCCCGAGGAUGGCUGCUGGGCGCUGGAACUCGCUCAGGGUUGGAUCCCACCCAUGCUGCCGUUCGGUCUCGCAGACGUGUUGAGCUCGACGCUCGAUCUGCCUACCUUUGGUAUCACUGUAUGGAUCACUGCACGAGAGAUGAUCGGCAACUUGCUUAUCGGCAAAUUCUAA
This is a messenger RNA of Pseudozyma hubeiensis SY62, 675 nucleotides long. Its product is annotated as C-8 sterol isomerase. Bases 1 to 675 code for a protein of 224 amino acids. Gene Ontology annotation, biological process: ergosterol biosynthetic process. The transcript has a single exon. NCBI's taxonomy places the organism in Eukaryota, Fungi, Basidiomycota, Ustilaginomycetes, Ustilaginales, Ustilaginaceae. Gene Ontology annotation, cellular component: endoplasmic reticulum. The record is from RefSeq and is a predicted model, not a curated record.